This is a messenger RNA of Vespula vulgaris, 3025 nucleotides long. RefSeq names its product CCR4-NOT transcription complex subunit 3 (gene Not3). Gene Ontology annotation, biological process: regulation of DNA-templated transcription; nuclear-transcribed mRNA poly(A) tail shortening. The record is from RefSeq and is a predicted model, not a curated record. The transcript is spliced from 9 exons. Gene Ontology annotation, cellular component: nucleus; CCR4-NOT core complex; P-body. NCBI's taxonomy places the organism in Eukaryota, Metazoa, Arthropoda, Insecta, Hymenoptera, Vespidae. The coding region runs from base 372 to 2423 and encodes 683 amino acids.
GUUAGAUAGAAUGUGUGUGAAUGCGCCAAUGCAUAAAUAUACUGUCCCGUUUGUUAAGUAGUUCAUAUAUAUUCUUUGUUGAUGCUACCAUUUUUUGUGUAUUUUAUGUGCUGUCAAUUUUUGGACAGACAUAACGUUUGCCUUAUUUGGAAAAGGUUAAAAAUCGGGAAAAAUUGAAUGUGGUUUGAGCACAGCUCGCUCACGGACAGUAGGACGUUGUCAUUUGAAAACGGAAGCCAUCUUGUGGCCGAGCCUCCCAUAUUAUACUGGGAAUAAUACUUCAGCGAUUAUUUGUUCCAAAAAAUUGCUCCGUUUUUUUUCCAUUACGUCUAGACUAUGCAUGAAUCAUUGUAUCACAUGUUUACAUAGCCAUGGCUGCGACGAGAAAGUUGCAAGGUGAAAUAGAUCGGUGCCUUAAAAAAGUGACAGAGGGUGUAGAAACCUUUGAAGAUAUUUGGCAAAAAGUUCAUAAUGCCACUAAUAGCAAUCAGAAGGAGAAAUAUGAGGCGGAUCUUAAAAAGGAAAUCAAAAAACUUCAGAGGUUACGCGAUCAGAUUAAAAGUUGGAUCGCAUCUGGUGAAAUUAAGGAUAAAAGCACACUUCUUGAUUACAGGAAGUUAAUUGAGACUCAAAUGGAAAGGUUUAAGGUUGUUGAAAGAGAAACAAAAACCAAGGCCUAUUCCAAGGAAGGCUUAGGUGCAGCGCAAAAACUUGAUCCAGCCCAGAAAGAAAGGGAAGAAGUUAGCAAUUGGCUUGCAAAUUCGAUAGAUGCUUUAAACCUUCAGCUGGAUACAUUUGAAUCAGAGAUAGAAUCAUUACUAGCAGGAAAGAAAAAAAGGUUAGAUAAAGAUAAACAGGAUAGAAUGGAUGAACUAAAAGCAAAACUUGAUAAGCAUCGUUACCAUAUCCGUAAAUUGGAGACAUUAUUGCGCAUGUUGGAUAAUAUGUCUGUUGAAGUUGAUACAAUCAAGAGGAUAAAAGACGACGUUGAAUAUUAUAUUGAAUCAUCUCAAGAGCCUGACUUUGAGGAAAACGAAUACAUUUAUGAUGAUAUUAUUGGUCUUGAUGAAGUAGAGUUGUCUGGGGUUGGUAUUCCCUCCGCGGCAACAACAGAUAGUAACAAUAGCAAUGAGACUGGAGGUACACCAACCUCGACUAACUCCGGUACUUCACCAAUACCUUCACCGCCAUUGAGUUCCACCAUGCACAACCAUUCAAGUGAUAGUUCCACAGAUAUAGAUAAAAAAACAAAGCCUGUAAAACCAACAGCAGUCAGGCCGUUAAUAAAUUCUCAAGCGAGCAUUCCAACCACGGGAAGCACUGCCACUAUAAAGUCGAAUUUGUUAUCAAGCAGCACUCCAAGCAAGACCAUUCCCAUGACAUCUAGCCAUAGCUCGCCUAGUUCCACUAGUAAUCAUAUUGCAACAACUAAUGCUGGAAAUUUUGCCACAGUAGCUGCUUCGCAUAGUAAUUCACAAGCCAUCCAUUCUACCUCUAGUAAAACAUCAUCUCAUAGCAGUGAAAACGGAUUAUUGUCAUCAUCGUCUACAUCCAGUGUUACUUCGAACGUGCAACAAUCGAUCUCGCAGCAACAUAACAAUCCAGCACCUGUUCAGACAACUCAUAUACUACAUAGUCAGCAAAGUCAAAAUCACAAUAGUGAAGCAGAAAUGACAACACCCAUCCCACCGUCUUCUUCGCCACAAUCUUCGGUUAGCACUAGGUCUUCGCCUCUGCCUGCGAAUUCAUGCUCGCCAGCGCCAUCGACUGCCAAUGGUCUCAUCCCUAAACUUCCUGAUGGCAUGUCCUCUCUAAAAUCUAUUGCCCAACAAGUCAUUGUCCGAGCAGGUCUGGAAAUACCACCGUCUGAGCCGAAUAGAAACAUCUUUGACAGUGCGAAGGCAAACAAUAGUAACAACGCCACUUCGGAAGCACACAUUCCACCUUUACUUGGCGUAGCACCACUGGGGCCGGUACCUUUGCAAAAGGAACACCAGUUACAGUUUCAAAUGAUGGAAGCUGCUUAUUAUCAUAUGCCUCAUCCUUCAGAUUCCGAACGUUUACGAUCGUAUUUGCCAAGAAAUUUGUGUCCUACGCCACCUUACUAUCAACAGGUACAGCUUCCUCAUUCGGAUACUGUAGAAUUCUUCCAACGUCUUUCUACGGAAACAUUGUUUUUUAUAUUUUAUUACAUGGAAGGUUCCAAGGGUCAAUAUUUGGCGGCGAAAGCUCUGAAAAAACAAAGUUGGAGGUUUCAUACAAAAUACAUGAUGUGGUUUCAAAGACACGAAGAGCCUAAGGUUAUUAAUGAAGAAUAUGAACAGGGAACCUACAUCUAUUUUGAUUAUGAAAAGUGGGGACAAAGAAAGAAAGAAGGCUUUACUUUUGAGUACAAGUACUUAGAGGACAGAGACCUGAAUUAACAGAUCUAUUAUUUGUGGAGUCUCUGAAAUGCACUAUUUCUGUACCGAUAUUAUCCAAAACUGAAAAGACAGAUUUUAUUUUUUACGAUUCUAUAUUUUCACAAAAUAUAAUUUUAUUUAUUGGUAAAGAGUAUCUCAGAAAAGUUAAGCAAAAAACAAAGAUACGAACUUGUGCAUAGCAGGCAAUGAAGGCACUUCAUUAUAUUUCGACGUUGCGAUGGUAAAUCUCCCCUAUUCCUUUUCGAGAAUGUAAACAAAAGUGAAGUAAUGGAGUACGUUUAUUGGGGACAGUAAAUUGUAAUUAUAAAUGAUAAUGGUAUGAAUGGCACCAGAGACACACUUUCAACAAUUUAGUGUGCAGGUGUGUGAUACAAGAGGAAGAAGUUAUACUCGCUGGCGACUGACUCCGUAAUACCAGUACAAACAUGCGCGCGGCCCAUCUGCCGUUUAGCGGUAAGAUGGAGGGCGCUCAUGCUAUGGUAUGUCUUAAUGUUAGAUUAUAAGUAGCCUUUUUGUAUAAAGUAUAUUGAGGUAUAAAACCCUUAAAUUGAAUUACUGUACAGAAUGUGUAGAAAUAGUGAAUAAUAAUAUUAUGGAAUAUA